AAGUUGGAGAAAUUGUGCAAUCAAUUUGAACUCACUCACUCAUUAACUCAGUCGUUGAAUCUUUUUCCGCGAGGAAACUACCACUUACAACCCACUUCACCUAUAAAGUUAUAAAUAGCCUGGUCAAUCAGCCACAUUGGCAUUUCCGGAAAAUGUCGAGGAAAUCAGAAGGCUUCGCCAAAGGGAAGCAACUCUCAAACGGUUGACUACGUGUGAAGGGAAACAAGGAAGUGUGGAUUUAUUUUACAUUUUUCUGGAAUCUGUCAUAAUUUGAAAGGAUACGAGUGAUUUUUGAAGUCGUAAAAUGAUAUAGACACACAUGCUUGGCAGUGGUGUGUAGUUCCUUCCCUGACAUGAAGCACACUAUGAGGCCUUUACAUCUCUGGAGGAAGGUGUUGUCACUUGCCAUUAUCAUCAAUGUACUGAUGAGUAUGACCUUGACCCCAUGUCAAGGGAAGGUCAUCCAACUCAAGCUGCAUCAUGGUCACAAAGAUAUGGAGUUUGCUGCCGGUCAGCGCAAUAGACGUGCGGCCAGUUUGUCUCAGAACCUUCAUGGUCAGUCAGGCGAGGGGUACUAUAUUGAGAUGAACAUCGGCACGCCUCCUCAGAAGCUUAACGUCCUUGUUGACACCGGAAGUAGCAACUUUGCCAUCGCAGCAUCACAGGACGAUCAGAUCAACAAGUAUUUUUACAUCAAUGAGUCGUCCACGUACGAGGACAGCGGGACGUCUGUGUAUGUGCCCUACACCCAGGGGGACUGGACAGGGGAGCUGGCCACCGACCUGGUCAACCUCCCCUCGCUGCCCAACAUCACCGUCAGGUCCAACAUUGCCUUCAUCACCAGGUCUUCCAACUUCUUCAUCAACACUUCAGACUGGCAGGGCAUCAUCGGUUUUGCAUAUCAGGAAAUAGCAAGGCCUGACGGGGAUGUGGAGCCGUUCCUCGACAGUCUGGUGAAGGAGGGCCAUGUCCGAAACCUCUUCUCCAUCCAGCUUUGUGGAGCUAAGGCGCUUGCCAACUCCAUCUCACUCAACCUCAGCACCAACUCAAUGGAUGGCACCAUGUUGUUGGGUGGGAUGUCGGACUCUCUCUAUAAUGGCAACAUCUUCUACACACCCAUACACCGGGAGUGGUACUACGAGGUUGUCAUCACCGAUAUCCUUGUCAACAACCAAAGCCUAAAGCUGGAUUGUAAAGAGUACAACUAUGACAAAACCAUUGUGGACAGUGGAACCACAAACCUCCGUCUCCCUGACAAAGUCUUCCAGGCCCUAGUGAAGAGCAUCCAGGCCAAACUCAAUGUUCCAGACUGGUAUCCGUCUUCGUUCUUCUGGGGCGGGACGGAGGUGGUGUGUUGGCCGAAACUGUCCGUCCCCUACAUGGGCUUCCCUACGGUGACUGUAGCCCUCAUCAUGACCAACAACACGUUCUUCCAUCUGACUCUACUACCUCAGCAAUACCUACGUCCAGUGCAAGACCCCAGUGAUCAAACAUUGAGUGGCUUCUGUUUCAAGUUCGGCAUCUCCUCGUCUACAGCCGGUACUGUGUUGGGAGCUGUGUUGAUGGAGGGCUUCUAUGUGGUAUUUGACCGGGAACAGAAACGGAUCGGCUUUGCAGAGACCACAUGUCCUCCCAGAGAUCCCAGCUCUGCAGGUCCGGACUCAAAAAUCGCCGGCCCUUUCACAAAUACAGAAAAGCACCUGAUGAGCCAAUGUGCCUAUAAGAAAGCAGACAAGCAGAGUGGCACCCUGCUCGUGGUGGCCUACGUCAUGGCCGGAGUGUGUGUCCUCUGUGUCAUGCCCCUGAUCGUCAUGGUCAUACAGUACCAGCUCCGCAAAUGUCGAGGUCAUCCAAGGGGAGAGAACUCUGACACAGGGAAUCUCAUUAACAGAUGACAACCACUAACAACUGUGGAAUGAUAUCAAGUUUUCACACACGUGGGGGUCGUACAUAUUUAAAUAUAUUUAAGCUAUGAGGGAUCUUUUUUUUUCCACCAGUCCCCAGUAAAAUGUGUGGCAGAUUUAUUCAUUUUUGUUGGCUGAUCAGCUGAAUAUUUGAAAUGAAUGUGUAUAACAAUACCAUCAAAUUUACUCCCAAAACUUAUGAAUACCUGUAGCUUGCUGUUCCGAGUAUUUCCUUCUAAAACAGCUAUUACUUUUAAAAAAUCAAGUGUCUAUGAGAAAUAUGUGUACAGGUUCUUUUUCUUAACAAAUCAACUUGGUUUUUUUAAUAUUAAAAACAUGCAUUCUAAAGUUUGUAUGAAUAUGAAUAAGACUUGUUUUUGAAAGACACCACUUCAACUGUUGUCUUAAUGGUGACUGAGAUGUUCUAGUGACCCCGAAAUAACAAAUCCCUAACAAAAAUAUUUUUGACAGAGAUAGUAUUUCAUAUUCGUUAUGAGCGCUGGGACUUCCACUAUGACAUAAUGACUAUGAACAAGAUAUGUUGAGAAAUGUUUGAGAAAUUCUGCUUACUUAUGAAAGAUAUUCAGACAAUUUUGUUCAUUAAAAUAAUUUUCUUAGAAGUCAAAAAAUGUCUGUCUCAUGUUGUAGUUUGCAACAUAUUAAUAAUAUGAUGGUAUAUUUUGGGUCUGAACAAACAGACAUUUUUUUACUGCUUCCAAAGACAUUUCACAUUUUCCUGGGGACUGAUACGUUUGGUGAGGUACUUUUACUUUUACAUCGAAAACCUUUCGUUGGUAUUUUAAAUAUUUUGAUCUUUGUGCACUACAAUUUUAGACAAUGCUUAUUUCAACAACAAAAAUAACACUGAUUUUCGGAUAAGUUUUGAACAUGCUUACUUGUAUAUAUGCCGUAUAUAUUUAAGGAAAGGAAAACCAUUUUAUUAUUGCAAAAUGUUUGAUAUAUUUUGUAACUACAGUAGAACAUGGAUAUAAUCAACUACAAGGGACUGGAGAAAUGAGUUUGUUAUAUUUAUUUCGCCUCAGGAAGGUCGGCCAUCUUGGAUAAAACAAAACACAAUACGAGUGACCUGACGACUUUGACGUAAUCUCGUGAAAUUUAUAUGUUAAUUUUACAGACAAUAUUUGUCCAAUUUGAAUCGUCACCGCUGAUUGUGUUGAUUUGCCGCUGAUUGCGUACAGCCAAUUGUCAGUGACAUUUGACGCUGGGUGAGAUUUCUCUGUUCGCUUUUCACAUCAUUAAUUAGUGGUAUUUGGAAUUUUCGGAUCAGAUAUCAGUUCACUAUAUACGUAAGCUCGCUGUAGAGUUUGUUAUAUACAUGCAUUUUAUAUGAUAAUAUAUAGAAGAUAGAUUUUGUAACUGUCCGCUGUAUCCUUAUGUUCGCCCUAUCCAUGAUAGUGUUAUCCGUGUCCUACUGCACUUUGUUCCAGCUAGCCUGGAUGUUGUUAUUGUUGUUUGAGUGUUGUUUUGUUGUGCUGUUUGCACAAAACAUCCACUCCUAUACACAUGGGACAGUAUCAAAAUAAUAAUGACCUUUUUCAGGAACUAGGUCAUGCCAUGACCUUGACCUAUAAUGAUUGUCUUCCUUACUGUGACCGAGAGUUGCCUCUAGAUUUUAAGAUUGUUGCUGUCUGUCAUAACUUGAUGACAAACUUGACAGCUUAAAAAGUAACUGUGCUCCUAAUUAUGAGUUUAUUUAUAACUGAAUAUUAAGUUUCGUGAUGUGGAUCAUAAGAGUCACCAUAUUUGCCCUGAGUGCCUACAAGUUGACAAGAGGGGCCGCUUAUUGCCUGUAUCUCAGACUCUAGAGAAUAAACUGAAAAUUGAAUCCAACUCAAGUCUAGAAUGAUUUGGCAAGUCUAGAUUGCCUCAGCUCUAAGAAGCAUUGUUCUGGGCUCCAUUUGUUUUUUUGUUUUUUUUAGAUAAAUAUUUUUGAAUAAGAUAACUUUUUUCUGGGACUAAUUGUUAGUCCACGACACUUAUUAAAACCACACAAAAUGAGUAAAAAUUGCUGUCUGAGAUCGAGCGGUUGUGACUUAGUUCAAACAACGAUGAGACUGGACUGUUCUCGAUGAUUGUUUCAAGGCACACAUAGCCCUUCGCUGUAUUCUGUAACUUAUCUGUAAGAUGCACAAGAAAAUAUAGAACGUCAUGUACAUUUUUGGUCUUAUAGUGGGUGCUUAAUCCUUCCAGUCAGUGCUUCAAAACAUAUCAUUUGUUUUCUUCUAAAGAAGGAACCAAACUAUUUUGGGUGGUUCCACAAUACACUAUGACCACUGAACUCUGAGCUCGCGAUAACUUUUUGAGCGAUUGGGUUUUCACUCUUGGGUUUCCAUUUUGAUUGGGUUAUUACAUUUUUCAUUGGGUAACUAAUAUUUUUUCACUCAUGUUUUCAUCACUCUAUUGUUUUUUUCCAAAAAUUAGUGAACAUUUUAAGAUUAUGAAAAAAUGAAUUAAUGUUCUAAAUACAUAGUCUUGACAUGGAAAGUAAAUUAGCUCGUAAUUGUGUUUCGGAAAUUAGGUCAUUUGUAUGCAUGCUGAAAAAGCCUCAUUGGUUAUUUACGCAUGCUGUUUUUAUACAUUGAGUUUUUCAUUUAAUGCAUGCAUUUCUGUAUGCAAGUUAAUUGAAAGUAAUUGGGUUUUGAAUAUUUUGGAGGGUAUUUUUACACAAAUAUGCUGCUUAUCUGUAGCUCUGGUGAACUAUAUUCAAAGGGGGGCUAAACACUGAGGAAGUUUCGUAUUCAGCAUUAAAAUAUCCCUUCCCCCCUUCUCCCAAUACAUCAAACGGUCGACCCCUGAGAAGCAUUUAACAAAUGUUAUAUUUCGGAUAACACUUUCUCAGUAAAGUACAGAUUCUUGAGUUGAAUCCCAUCUGGGAUUCGAACCCACACUGCCAGAGUGAGGCACCUAAUCAUCGCCAGCACACAAAGUCAGCAAUCUAACCCUCUCAGCCACCAAGGAAGCCUUAAGUUGUGGCUCGAAUCCUGGAUCGGACUCAACCAAAAAAUGUUCUAUAAUGUGUACUUUACUGCGAAAGUGUUAUCCAAAAUAUUACAUUUGUUACAUUUGACCACUUUCUAAAUGGCAUUGUGUGUUCAUACCUUAGAAGCAUGCAAUGUGUAUUUUGAUGUGUAAGUUAAUAUUCUAUUUUAUGCUUGAAUAUACCCGAGUUCUCAGAUCUUUGUUUCGUUUUAAUGACUCAAGUUUACUUUGUCUGAUUUCUGUCUGAUUUGUGUCUGUUGUCAUCUGGGGGCAGUGGUGGCCUUGUGGUUGAAGCACCUGCUCAUCACGCUGAAGACCUAGGUUCAGUUCCAGCACGGGUGCAGUGUGUCUUGUCCUGUUCUGGUCACCACAAAUAGCUGGAAAAUUGCAGAUUCGGCAUAAAACAAUAUUCAUUUAAUCCUGUUCUGGUAUUCAGUACGUCUGUAAUAUGACCUAGGUUAAGUUCCCAACACGGGUGCAGUGUGUCUUGUCCUGUUCCGGUUGCCACAAAUAGCUGGAAAAUUGCAGAUUCGGCAUAAAACAAUAUUCAUUUAAUCCUGUUCUGGUAUUCAGUACGUCUGUAAUAUGGCAUUAAACUCCUCACACAGUCACACUGGAGAAUGGAACACAGACUUGUUGGAAUAGCAGAAGGUGACUUUUGAUGUAUGGCAUCAAGUACCCCCGGUAUGUAUCAUGAGUAUCACCUGUACCAUGUGUAUCAUUUCUGGGUGGGCUGCAAUACACCUACCUCAUGUAUUGAUACAUAUCUCGAUACACUGCCCUGUUUUUGUCUAAGGCUUAAAACAAUAAAAGAAUUGGUUUUCAGGCAAUGGCUUUUUAAAAUAUAGUGGGGGUGGGCUGUGUUUUUUUGUGUUUUUUAUUUUGGUUGUUCAAGCUAGUACGUAACCAAAUUUUGUUUACAAUAAUUUCAACAAAAUCAUGUUUUUCGUAAGUAUUGUAGCAUUUCACUGCUGGGAUCGUGUGUUCAAGAUGUGGAAUAUCUUAAGAUUAUUUUUUUUAAAAGUGGAAAUAAAAACGAAACGUGCGGCAGACUUUAUGAUGAUGCGGGCAUGCCUGAGAACCAAGACUUAUAUUUUUUUGCCUAACGUGACUGUCACACUAGCCUUGUUGUAUAAGGCUAUUGUUGGUCACCGUUUGUCUUCAACAAGAAUCACUGGUUGAUGCCACUUGUUCUUAACGUAAGCCAGACUUAACAUUUUGUUUUGUUUAGGCUCUCCUGAUCAAUAUCAGACUGUAGGGCUGGGACGAGUCCAAAUUUACUACCCGGGUACCCGCCACCCUAUUACCCGGCCCUACCCGGGUACCCGCUAUAGGUCUCAAGAGUUGGGUACAAAAUGUCCGAAUGGGAAUUGUUUUACCGCAGCCCUGGCAAAAACUAUUUAGAUACAUGUAUAAAACAAUCUGAUCAUGUAUACAUGUAUAAUCUGCAGUUGAUAGACGCUUUAUCCUUACUUGAACAUAUAAAGGUCAGAACGAAGGCUUGCAUAGUGAGAAAGAAAUGUGAACAUUAGCUAUACUUGCAGUGCAACAAUUGAGUUUUAUUGUUAAUGUCAUUAAACAGUAUGUCACGUGACAAACCACGGGUCUGGGUAGUCAUGUGGGUACCCGGGUCCUACUCAGGACCCACCCGACCCGAGUACCCGAGUUACCCGUC
Messenger RNA from Haliotis rufescens (red abalone), 6579 nucleotides. Its product is annotated as beta-secretase 1-like. The record is from RefSeq and is a predicted model, not a curated record. Bases 354 to 1895 code for a protein of 513 amino acids. Gene Ontology annotation, cellular component: endosome; membrane; trans-Golgi network. NCBI's taxonomy places the organism in Eukaryota, Metazoa, Mollusca, Gastropoda, Lepetellida, Haliotidae. Gene Ontology annotation, molecular function: aspartic-type endopeptidase activity. The transcript is spliced from 11 exons. Gene Ontology annotation, biological process: membrane protein ectodomain proteolysis; amyloid-beta metabolic process.